AUGUCGGAUAAUUCUGUGAGUUCAUUUGUGACUCGUAACAAGACCGCCAUCUUGGCAACUGCUGCUGCCGGUGGUGCUGCUAUUGGUGCUUAUUAUUAUUAUAACCAAUUGCAGAGGGCAGAAUUGGGUUCUGGUUCCAGUGGUAGUAAGAAGACUUCCAAGAGUGAAAAGAAGAAGAGGGCCGGGAAGAAGAAGAAGGAUUCGUCUUCUUCAUCAAACGGUUCUGAUGUCGUUUAUCCAGUAGACGCUAACGGUCAACCAGAUUUGUCUAAGAAGGAUGAGUUUACUCCAGAACAAGUUGACAAAUAUGCUUUGGCGUUGAAGGACAAGGGUAAUGAAUUCUUUAAGGCCAAGGAUUUCGAAAAGGCUAUUGAAUAUUAUACCUUAGCUAUUUCAUUGAAAGAGGAUCCAGUGUUUUACUCCAACAGAUCUGCUGCAUACGUCUCAAUUAACAAUUUCGAAAAAGUUGUUGAAGAUACCACUGCCGCUUUGAAAUUGAAGCCUGAUUACUCCAAAUGUUGGUUGAGAAGAGCUAGUGCUUAUGAAAACUUGGGCCAAUUCUCCGAUGCUAUGUUUGACUUGUCGGCUGUCUCUUUGUUGGGUGAAUACAGCGGUCAAUCCGUGGAGCAACUGCUGGAAAGAAACAUGAACAAACAAGCCACAAAGGUCUUGGGUGAAAAAUUGAAGGAGAACCAGGGUAAAGAAUCUCCAUUACCAUCUAACACCUCUUUGGCAUCAUUCUUCGGUAUCUUCAACCCUGAAACUUCUUUCGAUGAUUACGAUGGCGAAAAUGAAGCAGAUGUUGAGUUGAAAAAAGGUUUGGAAAACUUGUACAAAUGUCAAACCGGAUGUUACGAAUUGGCUGAUGAAGAAUUCACCAAGGCUGCCGAGUUAUACAAGAAAGAAUUAGAAUCUUCUCCAGAUAAUGAAUCUUUGAAGAAGAAGGCUGCCAUCGCCUUCGAACAUGUGGGUAUUUUCAAGUUCUUCAAAAAUGAUCCAAUUACCGCGCAUAUUAACCUGGAAGAAUCGUUGUCUUUGAACCCAAGACCUUCUACUUACAUCUACAUGGCUUUGAUUAUGGCUGACAAGGGUGAAGCCAACCAAUACAAGGAAUACUUUGACAAAGCUUUAGAAUUAGAUCCAAACUGCUCUGCUGUUUACUAUCAUCGCGGUCAAAUGCAUUUUGUUGUUGAAAACUUCAAAGAAGCUGGUGCCGAUUUCGAUAAGGCUAAGGAAUUAAAUCCAGAAAACAUUUUUGCCUACAUCCAAUGUGCUUGCUUGGCUUUCCGUGACGAUAGAUUUGAUGAUUGUGAAACUUUGUUCAGCGAAGCCAGAAGAAAGUUCCCAACUGCUCCAGAAGUUCCAAACUUUUAUGCCGAAAUUUUGGCUGCUAAGAACUCUCUAGAUGCUGCCAUCAAGCAAUACGAUAUUGCCAUCAAGUUGGAAGAUGCUUUACCAGGUAUUCACGUCGGUAUUGCUCCAAUGAUUGGUAAGGCCACUGCUUUGAUUAGAAACCCAACCGUUGAAAACUUCGUUGAAGCUUCCGAAUUAUUUGAAGAAGCUUGUAAGAUCGAUCCAAGAUCCGAACAAGCCAAGAUCGGUCUUGCUCAACUAAAAUUGCAACAAGAAGAAAUUGAUGAUGCCAUUCAAUUGUUCGAAGAUGCUGCCGAUCUCUCAAGAUCUUUCGAUGAAAAACUACAAGCUACUACUUUCGCUGAGGCUACCAAGGUCCAGAAAAAGAUCAGAGCUGAUCCAUUCAUUAAGGGUAAGAUCGACGAAGCUAUUGCAGCCUACCGUGCUCAAGGUCUCGCGUAA
This is a messenger RNA of Kluyveromyces lactis, 1815 nucleotides long. RefSeq names its product protein channel TOM70 (gene TOM70). The record is from RefSeq and is a predicted model, not a curated record. Gene Ontology annotation, molecular function: protein binding. Lineage: Eukaryota; Fungi; Ascomycota; Saccharomycetes; Saccharomycetales; Saccharomycetaceae. The transcript has a single exon. Gene Ontology annotation, cellular component: mitochondrial outer membrane. The coding region runs from base 1 to 1815 and encodes 604 amino acids.